GAGGCAAUGCAGCGGAAGCCUCCUGUUGAAAUCUCUUGCAUGAUACUCAGUCACAAUGACUUUGGUGCCUGUGGACUAUGGGCACCAUGGCAGCAUCUUACCUGAGCGAGAAAGGGAUGAAGGGAUCAUGUGGCCCAGUCUCUGCAAAAUACAUAUUUUGUGCUUGGGGCUGGCCGUGCUGGCUCUUCUGGUUUUAGUCCACAACUUUUAUCAGUUAGAGAAUCUGGACCAUGACACAGGUUUAAAAUGGUUGAUAGAAGAUGAUGACCAACAGUCUUCAUCACAAACCACUAAAAUACCCAGAAAGCUAUACUGUGGCUAUGAGCACCAAGUUUUGUCCAAGAGAGAACAAAGGGAAGAAGAGUCCUUAUUUGCUGCUGUCCAGUGGCCCAAGCCCACAAAGAACAAAAUCCCAUUCGUGAGGAGCACUGACCCUUCUCACAGCAACUUUGUUAUACUGAAUCCUUAUACACAUUUCAGGGUUGGUGAUCAGCUGGAGGUGUUGGUCUAUGUGAAGGACUAUGAAGGAAAACCAAAGCAAUAUGGCGGAGACUACCUUCAGACAAGAAUCCACUCUGCUCACCUGAAAGCUGGAGCCAUUGGAAGAGUUGUAGAUUACCAGAAUGGAUCCUACAGAGUUUUUUUCACUUUACUUUGGCCAGGGGAGAUCACAGUAUCUGUGUCCUUGGUCCAUCCUAGUGAAGGGAUCCAGGUCCUUCAACGUUUACGAGAAGAAAGACCAGAUAGGGUGUACUUUAAAAGCCUAUUCAAAUCAGGGAGGGUAUCAGAAACCACUGUGUGCAAUGUAUGCUUGCCUGGAGACAUGCCAGUCUGUAACUUCACAGAUCUCUACACUGGUGAGCCAUGGUUUUGCUACAAGCCAAGAAAACUUUCCUGUGCCACCAGGACCAGCCAUUACAAAGGGGGAUAUCAGAAGGGCCUUUUAACCUCAGAAGAGAGCCUCCUUUUCCAAAGUGAUGUGAAUAUCAAAGUGCCAAUAUUCUCGAGUGGUCCUGAUAGGGUGAUUGUAAGGCCAUUGGGGCAUGCAGAGAUGGAAAAUCUGGAAAGAUCACAGAGCCCUGAUGUAUUUCCUUCUGGUUAUUAUUACCAAGAUGAAUGGAGGUCAAGAACCCAGUGGAUUCAGCAUUUUAAUAAAUCAUCAGAUAUUACUGAAUGUUUACAGGGGAAAGUUAUCCACUUGUUUGGAGACUCUACAGUCAGGCAGUGGUUUGAAUAUCUAACAUCAUUUGUUCCAGACCUUGUGGAACUGAACCUGGGCAGCCCUAAGAAUGUUGGUCCUUUCAUGUCUGUGGACAUCAAGCACAACAUCUUGCUGAAAUUCCGCUGCCACGGGCCCCCCAUUCGCUUUACUACUGUUUUUACCAGCGAACUGCACUACAUCGCCAAUGAACUGAAUCGCAUAGUAGGUGGGAGGAACACUGUGAUUGCCAUAACUAUCUGGUCUCAUUUCAGCACUUUCCCUGUAGAAGUGUACAUCAGGAGACUGAGAAACAUCCGUAGGUCUAUCGUUCGGCUGUUGGAUCGGAGCCCCAAAACUCUGGUAAUCAUCAGGACAGCCAACGUCCAGGAGCUCGGGCCAGAAGUGAGCCUUUUCAACAGUGACUGGUAUUCAUAUCAGCUUGACACAAUCAUGAGGAAGAUGUUCUCAGGAAUCGGAGUGUACUUUGUAGACGCUUGGGAGAUGUCACUGGCGCACUACUUGCCACACAAAUUACAUCCAGAAGAGAUCAUUGUGAAAAAUCAGCUGGAUGCUUUCUUAUCUCUCGUGUGUCCGCCAGAAACAUACUAUAGUCUCCUGAGAGGAAUUCAUAAUCAAAUGUGGUCGCUGCUGCUGUAGUACAAUUUUGGAUAUAUCCGCACUGCUGAUUUACCGUUGCUGAUUUGA
Messenger RNA from Euleptes europaea (tarantolino), 1906 nucleotides. It is a transcript of the gene NXPE3, whose product is annotated as neurexophilin and PC-esterase domain family member 3. The transcript has 5 exons. The record is from RefSeq and is a predicted model, not a curated record. The coding region runs from base 56 to 1858 and encodes 600 amino acids. NCBI's taxonomy places the organism in Eukaryota, Metazoa, Chordata, Lepidosauria, Squamata, Sphaerodactylidae.